UAGAUACCUGUUCAGAUCACACACAUCCAGGCUGAUUUGCCCAUUGGCUCUAAAAGUGACGUAAAUAUUAAUUCUCUUCUUUUUUUUGGUACCAAGUCUAAUAUAAAUUGCACAUUGCCUAAAGUGGAAAUACAUUUGGGUGAUUGCGUUUGUAUUUAAAUCUGGUGGACUGCUGUUUGCAGCUACGUUGCUGGGGGUGGUAGCAUGCGUAAGUCACUGCUGUGCUCUGUUGGCGAUUGGGAACAUCUGCAUAAUACAUGCUGGACCCGCCUCUCUUCCCUCCCUCUGUGUACACGACGAUUCUUCACAAUCGCCCGAGGUGGGGGGGUGGGUUACAGCCCACCCAAAGACCGUGGAAAAAGUUGUGUUAGGUGCAGGAGCGUGAUUUAACGCCACACACGCACGCGCGCGCGCUGGCAGGGCGGAGCAGGCAGGAGAGCAGAGAGACGGGCAUUCUGUAAGAUUGUUCGUGAAGUUUUUGGGAGCCGGGAGCAUGAAGGCAGUGUAUGAAGCGGGUCGCUGCCCUGUGGAUUGUCAGCUCAAAGUGGGGGCUGCCCACAGGAGCAGUGGCAGCAUGAGGAGCAGGACAGGCCACCCGCAGUCGCGGUGCCUCUCUCCCAGCGGCGCCUUCCAAGCGAUAGCUCGCAAGAAGCGGCGUGGGGUCAUCGAGAAACGCCGCCGGGAUCGCAUCAACAACUGCCUGUCGGAGCUGCACCAUCUCCUGCAGCCCACGGCCUUCCUGCAGCAGCAGCAGCAGCAGGCGUCCGGUGCCGGGGUCACGAUGCAGGAGCGCGGCAAGCUGGAGAAAGCUGAAAUCCUGCAGAUGACUGUGGACCACCUCAAGGAGCUGCACUCGUGCGGGGCAGCAGCAGGCGGUUACCUGCACGACGCUUCCCUGGCCUUGGACUUCUACCGCAGCAUGGGCUUCAGGGAGUGCCUGGGCGAGGUGGCGCGCUACCUGAGCGUGACCAGCCCCGCAAGUGGAGGGGACCCGGCCUGCGAGCACCCCCUGCGGAGCCGCCUCAUCGCCCACCUGCACGGCCUCGCGUCGCGCCUGCCCUGCGCCGGGCCCGCCGUGCCUCCCUGCAUGAGCGGCACGCCCUCCUCAUCCGCCUCCUCCUUCUCGUCCUCCCGCGCGCACUCAUCAUCGACGCCGUCGUCGUCGUCCAUGGCGCCACCCUUGCACUGCUGGGGGCUCAUGCUGCUCCCCCAGGGGCUGCCGUGGGUGUCGCCGGUGGCCCCCACCGAGCUGCACCCCCACGCCGCGCCCCACGGCCACGUGCCCACGCCGCAGCAGCAGCAGCAGCAGCUACUGCUGCUGCCCGGCGAAGCGGCGCUCAAACACUUCGCGUCCUGAGCCAAGGCUCCGUGGGAGGGAGGGACGGAGGAGGCCGGCAAGUUCGACCCACUGCAAGCAAAGACAGGGCUGCACAUUCACCUUAUGGUUUUACAGCCGCAUGGCAAUGUGGGGCCGGAUUCACGCGGUGAACGGUGAGGCGCGGUAGUGCGUACUCCUAGUCCCAGCGCUUUGGAAGUGAGCCGCAGGUGGUUCAAGUAGAUAAAGCAUUUCUCACCCUUUCUGUAAAUGAUGACAAACCCAAGUCACUGCCCCGCUGCUAAUGCUGCUGCUGUUGUCGCUGCUGAUGUCCAAAAUAGUAUAGCAGUGAUUUUGAGUAUUUCGAGUCGGUGGUUUCAAACAAGGCUGUGCGCAUUACCCACGCAGCGCGGUGAUUUCAUGUGACAUGCAGAGCAUGAUGGGAGGACGGAUCCAAUGGGCAUGACUGGACUCUCUUUUUCUGUCUAAAACUCAUAUUGGGCAUAUGUUAUUAACUCUUGUGGAGCCAAAGGUGGAUCGAUCAAGUAGAUGUAUAAGACUUUCAAAUAUGCGAGGCUUCAAGAUGCUCAGAAUAUAGCGGUAAAGCGAGUGUGUUGGUCAACCCAUUUGUGCAGAUAUUUGAGCAUUAACAUCCUCAUGCAUGUGGGAAAGAGCUUUCUACCAGCACAUUCACCAGCUCUGCUAAUUUUUUAAUGCCUUUUGUUGUUUGUUUUAAGUGGUUUUGGUGCCACCUUGGGUAAACUGGCCUCAGUUGGAAUAAUGGAUAUCCAAUGGUUAGGUAUUAUUACAUUUGUGUCGUAGUUUUUUUUUACUGUUUCUGUACAGCGUCUUGAGAUGGGGUGGCAUUUAGAGACACGAUAUAAAUCCACAUUGUAAUUGUAAUAAUUUUUGAAAAAGUUUUCAAAAGUAUAUCAUCGCAAGCAUUUGAAAUGCAUUCACGUGACUAAUAGUGACGUUAGCCUUGUGUAUUAACUAAAAUUUAUAGACAUAUAAAUGUCCUACAAUGCUUGUAUUGACGCCUACCGGGUUCCUAUAGCUGCUUGUGUAUAUUACAAAAAACAGCCCAUAAAUCUCUACGUUAUAUCGUAAAUGUGUAUUGAAAGCUUAUAUGCAAUAUUGUUGGUAGAACAUUUCAUUUUACAUGAUCGAUUAUCGAGGGUUGUUGCCGUGGUGUAAUGGUGAGCCCACUGGACUUGCAAUCCAGAGGUGGCUGGUGCAACUCAAUCUCAGGGCGAGGGUAGUUGAAACAACGGGAAAGGUCACGUGAAUCACUCCCCCCACCCCUCCGCUUCUGAGCACCCAACAGCAUGAAUGGGGUAAAAUGUGGGUACUCCCACCUCUUCCAAGAGGUCUGGCCAGCAUGGAAGACUAGGCCAAAUGCCCUCUCUAUUGGCUCGAGAGAGCUCAUCCUGCUGUUGGUUCCUUACGCCAGAAGCGGUGUCAGCCAGAAACUGUUGGAGGGCUGCAUGCUUUACCUGUGGCGCAUUGCACCGUAUUUCAAAAUUUCCACUGUCAGUAUUUUAGUACGCAGUUUUUCAAAAAUGUGUGCUGUCGUGAGCGGUUGCGUGUUUUGUGCUUGUGGCCAACGGUGAAUAAUUUACAGGAAUAAGUGUACGUAUUUAUCUCCUCGGCAUAUAUUGGCGUAUAUUAUUAUUAUUGUACAUAAGUGAAAUAAAGAUAUUAAGGCCU
Petromyzon marinus (sea lamprey) is the source of this 3025-nucleotide messenger RNA. The record is from RefSeq and is a predicted model, not a curated record. Lineage: Eukaryota; Metazoa; Chordata; Hyperoartia; Petromyzontiformes; Petromyzontidae.